AUGCGAUGUAUUGCAUUUCUAUUAUUCUUCAUUUUUUCAACGCUAGGAAAUGCUGAUUUAACACCCCAUGGUUAGUUAUUUGUUUUUUUUUUUGAUAUCAGAAUCAAAAUAAUACCAAUUUCAGAACUUGAUAUGUUUGAUUGGUCAUCCACAAUUCGAUUUGGAUAUUGUUUAGAUCGACCUUUGCCAGAUCUUAUGAUACCAUUCCGCAAAUACAUGUCAAAAUAUAUUAAUAUUUAUUGUAAAAACUCCACAGCUUGUGGUCUAAAUUACACGUAUGCAAAUUAUUUUUUUUUGUUGAACAUGGUGUAUUUUUCCAGAGUGACAUGGGGGCCUCGAGAUAUUGCAAUUCUCGAUGGUUUUCCGAAGCGUGAAGCAGUCGCAAUUGUGGUCAAAUUCUCUGCGGUAAUUCCGUUGAAUGGCUUACCGAAUGAAAAACCGGAAAGACCUUUGCUCAAAAAACAAGUUUUAUCAGGUAUGGCGGAUUUUUAAAAAAACGAUAAAUGACAAAUUUAAAAAAUAUAUUCCAAAAAUUACGAAAAUUGCAUUUUCAGAUAUUCUCAAAAAAUACAACGACAGUUUACGCGAUGAUCUCGGCUGGGAGAUUCUUUCAUAUGAAAAAUAUCCAAGAUUUGAUGCGAUGACUGAAUUUAUGAACAUCGCAAUUAUUCCCAUCGUCAUAAUCUCCCUUCCCCUCAUGAUUUGUCUAGCUUAUUGGGUAUCAACUCUUCGACCCAAUUCUGGAUCGGAAACUUGGAUGGUAACUGGUUCAGCGGGCGGUAAAAAUGCUGCACUACGUCGUACUAUGGAGAUUAUUGCCGAGCAGAAUGAAGAGUAUGAAAGACAGCAAAGAUAUGCGCUUACGAAAAAUGUUGCGGUAACUAGUGGUCAUGAAGGUAUCACAACUACUGGAGAACUUUUACUCAAUGUUGCCAGGUGGGUUGUGUGAAAAUUGUGGAUAAUCAAGCAAAAUAUAUAUGUAGAUAGACAAUAAUAAUUACCAUUAGUAUAAAGAAACAGGUAAACUCAAAAUAAUUACAGUUUGAGAUCAAGUGAUUAUUAUCAUCAUCAUCAUGAAGAAAAUUCGAAUGAGGUUCCACAGAAUAAGUUACUCUUCUAUCAACCUUUCGCUUCUUUUCACUUUCAGACUCUUUUCGUGUGACUUUUCAGCUUCUUCUCUGUCAUUAUUCAUAGAUUCUUCACAUAGAAAAUGAUUCGUUACAAAAAAGAAUCGCAACAUUUUACAGAUUAUCAAUGGCGUCGUCACAACCUACCUCCGUUCAAUCCCCUCAAAUAUUUAUUCAAGCCGGUAGUUCUAGUUCAUCAUCUCAUCCAAGAACUUCAAUUGUAUCACUUUCACAUGGCAAAGAGCUUUUACACGUUAAACCCAAGUAUGUUUGAUUUUCUUUAACGCUUUUUGAAGCCUCUAAAAUUCUUCAUCAGAAUAUCUGAUUCUGUAUUGUGUCUCUUCAAAUUGUCGAUUUGAUAAAUUAAUCGAAGUUGAAAAAGAGCAAAACAAUAAAUCAGCAAAUGACACGAACACAUUUGUUUUAUCGACACCCACCACAUUGUGUCAAAAAAUUUUUUGUUCAUUUUCCAUUCUUCAGACAUUCUCGUCGUCCCUCAUCUGUAGAAGAAAUAAAGAAAGCGCGUCGUUUACGCGGACAUCGAAGAUCAGAUGCGAAACAAUGGAAAUCGGGUAGUCUUAUGUUGGCUGGUUUUCGACGAACUUAA
This is a messenger RNA of Caenorhabditis angaria, 1734 nucleotides long. The record is from the annotation of a GenBank genome assembly. NCBI's taxonomy places the organism in Eukaryota, Metazoa, Nematoda, Chromadorea, Rhabditida, Rhabditidae.